UAUCUUUUUAGCUCGUCAUCUACCAGAAUGUCCUCUGCGAUUCAGAAUGUCCUCUACUGGAAUUUGCCUCAAUAUUGGGGUCUGAAUUUGGAAGCUCCACAAAGGACAAGGAACAAAUAUGCGAGUGAAGGAGGAGGAAGAAGAAUCUUUUUAAUGUCUGCAGUUGAUUUGGAGCAGUACAAGGAGUCGAAACAGGGGAGGGAGUAAGAAGAGACUUUUGCCUUUGUUCUUUGCAAGAAGUUACCAUCCUUUCUUUAUCUGAUUCCUUUUUCUUUUGCUCCUCUCAAAUCUCACUUUAUUCUCCCACCUCGAACUCACCCUACAAAGAGGGUAAUCCCCCUUGAUUCCUCUUGUGAGCACACAGCAUCAUCCCCCAAAACCUCCGUCUUAGGAAGAUCUUGCAGCCUCCGUUCAUUGCAGCAGUAACAGCUGCCAUGGCUUCAGUACCCGCCGAGCUCAGCCUCGAUUAUACACCUAACACUUACUCCAUCAUCCAGAAACAAAUCCCAGAACAGCAGCAGCAACAGCCGGCGAACACCCAAAAGAUUCAAGAGUUCCUGGUGCGCCUCGAAGAAGAACGCAACAAGAUCGAAGCUUUUAAACGCGAGCUACCUCUGUGUAUGCAGCUUCUAAACGAUGCAAUCGAGUGUUACAAGCAGCAGCUGGAGACGACGCGCCACGCGAAGCAGGGGGCGGCGCGGCCGGUGCUGGAAGAGUUCAUACCUCUUAAGAACAUGAACGUGGAUGGGGGCGAAGAGGGCGCUGUCAAUGUGACAUCUGAGAAGCCGAGUUGGAUGCUGUCGUCCCAGCUCUGGAUCCAACCGGGCGACGACGCGGCGGAGAAGCAAGUUCCGCUGGUGUCGGCGAAGAAACUGGAGGCGGAGCAAGCAAUCGACGUGAGCCCCAGGCUGGCGCUAGACGCCAAACAGAGGAACGGCGGUGCCUUCCUUCCAUUCUCCAAGGAGAAGAACAGAGGCGGGACAAGAACGGCCGCGGCGGCGCCUCCGUGCGCUCUGCCGGAGCUCGCGCUUGCGUCCUCAGAAAAGGUCGUUGAGGAAACGAAGUGCGUCGAGGCGGAAAGCGGUGGUGUCAAUGGUAGAAGAGAAAAUGGCGGCGGGGCAGAACACUGCAAGGAAGGUGGCGGCCACCCGAAGGAAAGCCAGGCGGCGCCGUCGUCGCCAGCUCAUAGGAAAGCAAGGAGAUGCUGGUCGCCUGACUUGCACCGGCGCUUUGUCAAUGCUCUUCAAAUAUUGGGAGGCUCUCAAGUGGCGACUCCAAAGCAGAUAAGAGAGCUGAUGAAGGUUGAUGGAUUGACCAAUGAUGAGGUGAAAAGCCACCUGCAGAAAUAUAGGCUUCACACAAGACGGCCAGCGCCGGCGCCACAGGCGGCGGCCACGGCACCGCAGCUGGUGGUGCUGGGAGGCAUAUGGGUUCCCCCGGAGUACGCCGCGUCGGCUGCCGCUCCCGCCAUCUACGGUGCCCAUCCGGGGGCUGCUCACUACUGUGCCACCACGCCCGUCCCACAAGAGUUCUACUCGACGGUGGCACCGGUGCCGCAGCAUUACCACCAGCUGCACCCGCAGCUGAAGCUCCCCCAACCGCCGACGUACAAGGCGAGGGAGGGGGAGUCGCCGGAGUCUGAGGCGAGCAGCGGAGAACGGUCGGAGAGCAUGGUGGAAGAGGAGGAGGAAGGCGAGGGUGAGGAAGAGGACGAGGAGACCGAGGAGCGUGAGGGGAAGGCGGCACUGCCCGCGGUCAAAGCCGAGGGCAAGUUCUAAUGGACGUACAUACAGCAGAAGCAGCAGCAGCAGCAAUAAUUAGACAGAGAGGAAGAGAAGCCUUACGUAGCUUUAGGAGAAGAACGUGACAAGGGCUUGUUGACUUGUUAUUGUCAUGAGAUUGUGUGAAACUUUUGUAAAGUUGACCUUGUUGUCUUCUUGAUAUAUUAUUGGGAGAGAGGUGGUGGAUAA
Zingiber officinale is the source of this 1970-nucleotide messenger RNA. Its product is annotated as transcription factor NIGTH1-like. The transcript has 4 exons. Bases 435 to 1778 code for a protein of 447 amino acids. Gene Ontology annotation, molecular function: DNA binding; DNA-binding transcription factor activity. Gene Ontology annotation, biological process: regulation of DNA-templated transcription. The record is from RefSeq and is a predicted model, not a curated record. Lineage: Eukaryota; Viridiplantae; Streptophyta; Magnoliopsida; Zingiberales; Zingiberaceae.